Molecule: messenger RNA, 2505 nt
Organism: Trifolium pratense (red clover)
Lineage: Eukaryota; Viridiplantae; Streptophyta; Magnoliopsida; Fabales; Fabaceae
Exons: 2
Coding region: 1-2505 (834 amino acids)
Source: RefSeq, a predicted model, not a curated record
AUGCCAAGCACUCGCUCUAGAGGCGAAAGAUUGGUGCAACUAGUUAGCGAACCCGAACGUCUUUUAAGACGUAGAAAUUUAGAAAAUCAAUUAGAGAUUCCUCUUCCCGAUUUAGUUAUGGCUGAAGCCCAACAAGAACGACCACUAAGGUCCUACGCUAUUCCUUCGCAAGAAGAACCGCACAAUAGCAUCGCUGCCCCCGCUAUUGAAGCAAAUAACUUUGAGCUUAAACCUUCAUUGUUGUCGGCCGUACAACAAAACCAAUUCUCCGGAAACCCCACGGACGACCCCAAUUUACAUUUGUCCAUAUUCUUGCAAUACGCAGAUACCGUGAAGGCAAAUGGUGUUUGUCCCGAAGCUAUAAGACUUCGCUUAUUCCCAUUCUCGUUAAGAGAUAAAGUUAGAGCCUGGCUCCAGUCCCUACCAUCCAACUCAGUCGCAACAUGGAACGAGUUGAAGAAAGUCUUUUUAGCGAGAUAUUUUCCGCCUAGCAAAACUGCUAUGCUAAGAGCCCAAAUCAAUGGAUUUAGACAAAGAGACAACGAAUCUCUUUUCGAAGCAUGGGAAAGAUACAAAGAAAUGAUUAGUAUAUGUCCUCAUCAUGGGCUCGAAAAUUGGCUAAUUAUCCACACCUUUUACAAUGGUCUCUUGUAUAAUACAAGAAUGACAAUAGACGCCGCAGCUGGUGGCGCACUUAUGGAUAAACCAUACAACCAAGCCUAUCAGCUUAUCGAGAGCAUGGAUCAGAACCAUUAUCAGUGGGGAAACGAGAGAACAACAGUAGAGAAACCUCAAACGAAAGGUGGAAUGUACGAAAUCAGCAACAUGGACCACAUCAACGCCAAGUUAGAUGCCUUAACUCAAAAGAUAGAGAGUCUAACCAACGCACCCAAAGCCACCGUGGCUGCAACAAUACAAAAUUGUGAGUUGUGCGGAGCUCAAGGUCAUACUAUCGCUGAAUGUCGACUUCUAACCGAAGCUCCCACCGACCAAGUGAAUUACACUCAAGGGAACUCUUACAACCAAAACCAGAGAAAUCACCCGUACCUUUCGUACAAUAGCAACAACGCUUUAUAUGCACUUGGCCAAGCACCUACUCCUUCGCCACCAGGAUUCCAAAAACCUGCUCAAAAUGUUCCUAUGAAGUCAAACCUUGAAUUGAUGAUGGAGAACUUCAUAGCCGUACAAACUCAAACUAACAAGGAAGUCCUAAAUCAAAACAUACACACUAGUGAGCAAAUUAAGCAAUUAACAAGCAGGCUAGAUGUCUUGACCACUCACAAUAAGAUGUUAGAGACACAAAUUGCACAAGUGGCUCAACAACAAGCAUCUACCUCUGCUCCUGCAGGCAUAUUUCCUGGCCAGCCUCAGCCAAACCCUAGGGGACAUGUGAAUGCUGUUAUAUUACGAAGUGGGACACAAUACGAUGGACCAGCUGAUCCUAGAACUAAAAAUCCUGCCAUGCAACCCAAUUCCGAUAAGACAACCGAGAAGGAGAGGCAGUUUAAGAAAUUUGUAGAGCUUCUACAAAAACUAAACAUCACAAUACCUUUUACGGAAGCUAUCACACAAAUGCCCUCGUACGCUAAGUUUCUUAAAGAUAUCUUAACUAAUAAGAAAAAGAUCGAGGAAGAAGAAACCGUUAUGCUUACUGCCGAGUGUAGCUCGAUACUUCAAAAUAAUAUGCCUCCUAAGCUAAAAGACCCAGGAAGUUUUUCCAUACCAUGUGUCAUUGGAAAACAUGUCAUAGAUAGAGCACUAUGCGAUUUAGGAGCCAGUAUAAGCUUAAUGCCUAUGCCCAUAUAUGAAAAACUUAAGUUAGGAGAAUUGAGACCAACUAAAAUGUCAAUACAAUUCGCUGACCGUUCUGUCAAAUACCCCCUAGGUAUACUAGAAAACGUGCCAGUACGUAUAGGUCAAUUCUUUAUCCCAACUGAUUUUAUAGUCAUGGACAUUAGGGAAGAUUCCAAUACACCCAUAAUUUUAGGAAGGCCAUUCUUAGCAACCGCUGGUGCCAUAAUAGAUGUGAAAAAAGGAAAGCUCACAUUUGAAGUAGGUGAAGAAAAAGUUGAAUUUAUCUUAACACAAUUCAUGAACGCAUCGGCCAUUGAAGAUAGUUGCUAUAUGUUAGACGUCGUCAAAGAAUGUGGAAAAGAGAUGGAGAAAGAUAAAACCAAAAAUUCUGAAAUUCUAAAAACUCUCAUCCCUCCGACUCAUAAAAAUGGUAAUGACGACCUAGCUAAAUGUUUAAAGAAAAGCUCUUGCUAUAGACUCGACAUAGCUGAAUCAAAUGUCGAUAACACACCCUUUAAACGAGCACCUCCCGACAUACUAAAAGCCCACCCAGAAAGUAAUAUCUUCCAAAAUAAAACAUCUCCGUUUGCCUCCAAGAAAAAGAAAAGAAAAAGGAAAACACCUAUGAGAUGGUUUGACAUGUUCAAAUGGAGACCUAAGGAUGUUGGGCAUAAUUUUAAGAAUGUGAGUUUGGAAGAGGCACCAUACUAA